Vitrella brassicaformis is the source of this 2685-nucleotide messenger RNA. NCBI's taxonomy places the organism in Eukaryota, Vitrellaceae. The record is from the annotation of a GenBank genome assembly.
AUGGGUGAUUUGAAGCGGCUCUUCCGGCUGCUGGACAGCAGCAUUCUGGAUGAAGCCAAGCCGGUGGGCGGGCGAGGCGAGAGGGAGGCGGAUGACAUUUCUGGAGGCUCCGCCUUAUGGAUCUCUGCACUGCAUGGGCCGCCUGUAUGUGUGUGUGUGUGUGUUCAGGUGUCGUACACUUUGUUGUGUCAGCGGGCAGACCUCGACCUCUCAUCGGAUGGGGCCAAACGGUCAGCCUGUAGGAGGGACUGAUGCACAGACAUACACACAGCCCUUCCACGCGCGCACACACCGGAGCAGCACAGCAAGGGGAGGUGUGGCUGAUCUGUGCCGCUGAUCUGUCGUUUUAUGUCUGUCAUCCGUCCACCAUGUCAUCAGGUUGUUGUUCGCCUAUUUGGAGCACAAGCAAGGCACGGACGAUGCCACCAAGGUAGCGGGCGACUAUGUGGUGAGCGGCCGGCUCAAGGGCGCGCCCAAUCGCAGCAAAGUCAUGAUGGCCACGCAAGACACCCUGGAGGGUGAGCGCUGCGCCCAACCAACAGGAACAGCGGCAUGACGUACGUGUGUAUCUUCUUCCAUACCAUACCUUCCUGCAGAGUUGAAGGGCCUGUUUGACGAGUCCCGUGAGAUCGGGGUGUUUGUGCACACAGUCCGGCCCGCCGCCAUCGAGCCCAAGGACGCCGCGGCCAUUGUGCACCACGACGUAGACGCGCGCACACACAGAGAGAGAGCGGGCAGACAGAAGUUUGCAGGGAUAGCCCUGUUUCUUCUUUUGUGUGUGUGUGUGUGUGUGUGUGCGUGUUGUUCAGCUGGUUGAGGAGGCCAAGAGGAAUCUCGCGAAUGCCGCAAAGGACGGCACAUUCGCCACGGCAGGGUGAGAGAAAACACAAAGACUGCCCUCCCUCCCCUGCCGCUGCAUGAUGCGAUGCGCCUCAUACACUGCCUGCUCUUGUGUUCUGUAGGUAUGCUGACUUCCCUAUGCUGGCCAACACCAUCCGCCAAACCCCCGGAGCCGCCCCCAAACCAUCGCCCGAAGAGUACACACGCCCACAUGGACACACGGACACACACGCAACGCGAACAGCACUCCCAUCUCCUCUGUCUGUGUUUGUGUUUGUGUGUGUGUGUGUCUGCAGGAAGGACGACGGUUCCCCGAAGGAUGCCGCCGCUGCUGCUGCUGCUUCUGGUGGUGCGGGUGGUGCGGGUGCCGGGACGUCCAAGGCCGGCAGCAAGGCCCAGCCGAAGGGCAAGGGCGGCAAGGGGGCGUCCAAGCCGGUGCAGAAGAAGGGCGCGAUCCACUCCUACUUCACCUCCCAAUCAGCAGCCAAUAAGAAGGACAAGGACAAGGCACAGCCCUCGUCGGCUGCGGCUGCGGCAGCAGCGGCAGCAGCUGCAUCGUCGUCGAGCAACAGUCGUGGCGGAGGGGGAGGGGGAGGGGGGACGGGCAGCGGCACGGGGGACAGGGACCAGAGGAUGGGUAAGACCCGAGACACUCGACACACGGCGAGGGAGGGAUGGAGAAUGUCCUCUGUGUGUGUGUUUGUGUGGGUGUCUGUCUGUUGUGUGCCUGCGCGCCAGAUGAGGAUGACGACAUGGAUGGUGACGUCGUGAUGGCCAAUGGCGACAGCAACGGGGGCAUGGUGGAUGACGACGCGGCACGGCAGCUGUUCGGAGGUCGUCAGCUAGCCUGCUGAGCUUGCUGACAUCCAUGUGAAAUUUACACGUGUGUGUGUGUGUGUGUGUUUGUCAGAUGACAGGAUGGAUAUCGAUGGCGAGGCUGACAACGACCCGCCGCAGAAGGUCUACACCCAGCGGCAGAAGGUGCAGAGCACCAAGACCUUCAAGGAGGGCAACUACCUAGGUCGGUGAGCCAGACAGAACCGAGACGCAGCACACCCCUUACCCAGUUGUGUGCUCUCUCUCUCUCUCUCUUUCUUUCCGUUGUGUUCAGUGACUGAGGACGUGACCGAGUUCAAGGAGGUGCCGGUUGCCAAGCCCAAGCCCAAGCCGUCCGCUGCGUCUUCCCGGUCUGGCCUCAGCAAGCCCACCGCAGCGCAGCCCAAGAAAGGAGGUACCUGAAGCAGAAAGACACACAGACAGAGAGACAGACAGACAGACACACCGACAGACAAAGUGGCCGGCCCGGGGAUGGAUGACCUUCGUGUGAUGUGAUGCCUGCAGGUCGUGGCAAAGGCGGCAACAAUAAGGACAAGGCCGCCAACCAGUCGUCCAUCACGUACGCAACGCAUUCAACACUCACGGUGGCAGGCCUGUGUGUGCAUCGUCCAUUGCAUCUUUGUGCGCCUCUCUCUCAGGAACUUCUUCCAGCGGAAGUGAAGCGUCGUGUGACGGUGCCAGCUGUCGGCCGAUCGCAGUGCAUUCCCGCCCCGCCCCGCCCCGCCAUGUGUGUAGAGGGAGCAGGGGAGCCAGAGACGGCAGAAAGGGUUUUGGUUAGGUGUGCAGAUGUGCAGACACGCAGAGAGAGGGUCGGUCACUACAGAGUCACUUAGUCGACAGGGGAUGGACGGAUGGGGUGGGGGGCGGUCUAGUUGGCGUGCGCGCGCCCAUGCGUGUGUGUGUGUGUGGACGUCACACAGAUGAUACAGAUGCUGGCCGACAGUGACACUCUCAUGUGCGUGUGUUUUUGUGUGUUGCGAUGAAACGGUUCAUUGAAUGUAUGUAGGC